AUGACGGGGUCACCCUCAGAGGAUGAGCUCUUGGCCUGCAGCCAAGAAACAGUUGAAGGCAAAACUGUGGGCCUCAGUACGCCAACAACUAUAAAUCAACCAACAACAUCCACUAAAGUCAUGGGGCAAAAGCGUGGUAAUAAAGGUCCCUCGAGGUAUAAACUUUACCAGAGGUCUCUCGCUAUCCCUGGCAGAAUUAGGAAAAACGAGACGGAAGGUAAGGUUCCUCCUAAAGAUGAGACCGACAAGGCAAGAUGUCAAAAGGUGGUUGACGAAUACUUGGUAUUCCAAGCCGCCAACAGGACCGAUGCCAAAAAACGAAACCACUCGAAUGACGAAACUGGGAAGGUAACAAAGAAGCACAAGAUAUCGGAUCAGGGUGCAGUUGCCUCCAAACCUAUCAAGCGAUUUAGUGAGGUGGCACGGGACCAUCUCCAAAUGGCAUUGGUAGACGAAACCUCGAACCGCGAAAAACCAGUGCUUGACAAAUGGUCAGAGAUUGAGGCACGGUUGUCUCGCAUAGUCGCUGACCAUGUCAUGGCGAACCCGGAGGGCCAAACACCAGGUUUCGACUCGGUGGAGGUAGUCCGCGGUUACCGUGUCAUUAAAUGCGUUGACCAAUUCACACUGCAUUUUCUGACAAACGUGUUUGGUAAAAUCCAGAACAGCUGGAAAGGCUUGAAACUCAAGCUACUUCCGGCUAGCGAGAUUCCACGAUGGCCGACGGCUCGCAUCUGGGUACCAAACAUGGAGUUUGAAGCCGAUUAA
Messenger RNA from Anastrepha obliqua, 768 nucleotides. RefSeq lists its product as uncharacterized. The record is from RefSeq and is a predicted model, not a curated record. The transcript has a single exon. Bases 1 to 768 code for a protein of 255 amino acids. Lineage: Eukaryota; Metazoa; Arthropoda; Insecta; Diptera; Tephritidae.